This is a messenger RNA of Vitis riparia (riverbank grape), 524 nucleotides long. RefSeq lists its product as uncharacterized. The coding region runs from base 61 to 435 and encodes 124 amino acids. The record is from RefSeq and is a predicted model, not a curated record. Lineage: Eukaryota; Viridiplantae; Streptophyta; Magnoliopsida; Vitales; Vitaceae. The transcript has 3 exons.
CUUUGUGUAGAAUGCUUGUAUGAUCAAAUGGGUUGAUUGGUGUGAGAUAUAUUGUAUGAAAUGGCUAAAAAGGUUUGUUGUUUUGAGUUGGGAUUCAGAGGUGUGGGCAUUUUGUUGGGAAUGAUUUUCAUGGGAGUGAGUUAUGGGGUUGUUGAGGGUAACUUAGUCGCUGGACAGAAGUCUCUGGAAGUUGGAAGGAAUGUAGAUGCUCUCAAUAGGCAUGCAGUGAAAACCAUUCAGAGUGAAGAUGGGGAUGUCAUUGACUGCAUUGACAUUUACAAGCAGCCCGCUUUUGAUCAUCCUGCUCUAAAGAACCACACCAUCCAGAUGACACCUAGUUAUGAUCCAACAACAGAGACAAGGGCAGAAACCAUAGCAGCAAAGCUUGGAGGCAGGGAAAGAGAGUCUUCCAGGACUGUUACAUCACAGCUAUGACAGAAAAGUGGAAGCUGCCCUAAGGGAACAAUCCCAGUCCUAAGGAUCCAAAACAAAGACCUACUAAAAUCAGAUUCAGUUGGAGAAUA